AUCCACGAUUCGAUCUGCGAUCUGAUCUGCAACCCCCAGACCACCGGAGCCCAUCGCCAGCGCCAACGCCGACAAGAGCCAUCGCCAUGCACGAAGAGACCAGAGAGAGACUCGUCAAGUUGUUCGAGUGGACCAGACGCUUUGUCCACAUCGGAUUCAUCCCGCUGAUCAUCUACAUCGGCUACACCCGCUCGGUCCCCAAGCCUUCGCUGCUCAAGAUGAUCUCUCCGCUGGCUCAGUAGAUCCCGCGCCUUGGCCGCCAGUCGCUCCAAAGAACCACGCCCUACCUGCCAUCACAUCCACCGCACUGGGCCCGCCGUGUCUCGGCGAAUCGCCCGCCUCCUUUUGAUUCCAGUUCUCUGCCAUGUAUUUACAGCGUUUACAAAAUGAAAUGGGACACCCCCGUUUUUAACCAUGACUGUGCUUUUUCCGGAACCUGAAUACACCCACCCGCUCAUCGCA
Molecule: messenger RNA, 462 nt
Organism: Polychytrium aggregatum
Lineage: Eukaryota; Fungi; Chytridiomycota; Chytridiomycetes; Polychytriales
Exons: 2
Coding region: 87-242 (51 amino acids)
Biological process (GO): protein insertion into mitochondrial outer membrane; protein import into mitochondrial matrix
Cellular component (GO): mitochondrial outer membrane translocase complex; mitochondrial outer membrane
Source: RefSeq, a predicted model, not a curated record